GGCGCCGCCAUGGUGCUCAUCAAGGAAUACCGUGUUAUCCUGCCCGUGUCUGUGGAGGAGUAUCAAGUGGGGCAGCUGUAUUCGGUGGCAGAAGCCAGUAAAAAUGAAACUGGUGGAGGUGAAGGAGUGGAAGUCCUGGUGAAUGAACCCUACGAGAGAGACGGAGAGCGUGGGCAGUACACACACAAGAUCUACCAUUUACAGAGCAAAGUGCCAACAUUUGUGAGAAUGCUGGCCCCUGAAGGAGCUCUGAAUAUACAUGAAAAAGCAUGGAAUGCCUAUCCCUACUGCAGAACUGUUAUUACAAAUGAGUAUAUGAAGGAUGACUUCCUGAUCAAAAUUGAAACCUGGCAUAAAUCAGAUCUUGGAACGCAAGAGAAUGUCCAUAAACUGGAGCCAGAGGUAUGGAAGAGUGUAGAAGCCAUUUAUAUAGACAUUGCUGAUCGGAGCCAAGUACUCCCCAAGGAUUACAAGGCAGAAGAAGAUCCAGCAAGGUUUAGAUCUGUCAAGACUGGCCGUGGACCUCUGGGUCCCAACUGGAAGAAGGACCUGGGGAAGCAGUCAGAUUGUCCAUACAUGUGUGCUUACAAGCUGGUAACAGUCAAGUUCAAGUGGUGGGGUCUGCAAAAUAAAGUGGAGAACUUUAUACAGAAGCAAGAAAGGCGGCUCUUCACAAACUUCCACCGGCAGCUCUUUUGCUGGCUUGAUAAGUGGGUUGAUCUGACUAUGGAGGACAUCCGUAGGAUGGAGGAGGAGACCAAGAGACAGCUGGAUGAGAUGAGAGAAAAAGAUCCAGUGAAAGGAAUGUCAGCUGCAGAUGACUAAUAUGACUCCUUCCUUGUGCACUUUUGCAAGACAGUCGUCGGGAAGGCCCAGGGAAUCCACACCCUUGACUGACGGACCAUCUCUGGAUCAAGCCUUUCUCUGUCACACCGGCAGGCGAUUUUAAACCUCCCAUAGCUAAUUCUAGAUGCCCCUUAAUAUUGUGAGCAAAUAGACAGUCUGGUACUAAGCACUCCAGUGUUAGCACGUGUGUCCCCAGGAGUUUCCUCCUGGGAGCCGUGUGACUUAGAGAUCGCUGUAUUUAUGACUCCUCCCUUCUCUUUUUUUCAUUGUGUUCAGACCAAUUUCCAUGUGGCCCUGUUUGAUUUCCAAGUGACAUUUUUAGCUCAAAUAGUCUUGUGAUGUGGUGACUUAGAGUUUUUUUGUUUUGUUUUAGUUUUUUGUUUUGUUUUUUUUUUCCCAAGUGGGAUAAACUGCCACCUUUGUUUAUGCCCAGCCCUUCACUGUUCUUUAAAUGUCUGUUUGGAGAGGGAAAUUGUCCAUAUUUAAAAGUGUAAAAUUUUUCUGAAAAUGUUCUGUUCUCACCCUUGCUCCCGCAGGGAGAUAUUUAAUGGCAGGUAACCAGAGUACAAAAUGAAGAACAGCCAGAGAGUUCUUGGUUUGAGAUGAGUUGUGAUUUGUGGCUUCUGCAGGGCAUUACUUUGUUCUGUCUUAACAAACAUGAAUUAAAGACUGCCCAGAAGCUGCAGCCAGGCCCUGUACUGGGACCUUCAGCACUUACCUGUUGAGUUUCCAUUUUAGGGUCUCUCUGGCCCUUGUAUCUCUGUUGUCCUCCAGCUGUACACAUCAGUCUUACAAAAUCUUUCUUGACAUAUGUUGCAACUUCCUGGUUCUUUAUUCAUUAAGACUUCCCAUAACUUACAAAGCUGGAAUGGUUUUGACUAAUGACAAUGUAAUUCUCCCUGGACAAAUUGGAAUGUUGCAAAGGCUGGUGUGCAAGUGAGGUCUUGGCAUCUGGUUACAUCCAGGUGCCUGGAGUGAUGGUUCUGCUCAGCAAUAAUAUUCUUCCCAUUGCAAGACUGACUAAAAUAUCUCUUUUUGUGCUGUAAGAAAAGCAACUUAAAGACCUGCAGUUGUCUAGGAUAUCUGUUGGUUAUUAUAAAUCAUAGAGGAUACUGUUAAUGUAAAGAGCUCUUAUUAUUUGAUGAACUCAAAUAUUUACUGUAACUGUCCUUAUGUUGAUAUCAGCUUUAGACAAUCAACUCAGCAGAACAGAAUCAAGGAAAUGCUGCUUUCUUCAAUACAUAUGAGAAAAAAAAAUCCUACUUUGCUUAUCCCUAAGGCCCAAUGUUUGAUUUUUUUUUUUCCCCUUACCUAGUAGUAAUAACUUUAUUUUCCACUUCUGUGUUUGGCAGCACUAACAUGAAAUCUUGUAUGCCAAACAGUUGUGGGUGUAUCACUACUUUUGAGGAGUGAUUUUAGCAUUCUGUACUACACUGACUCCUCCAGCCCUUCCCACUCCUGCAAGCAGGAGAUCCUGAAAUGAUUGCAUGCCCUGCUGAACAAGGCUGUGCUGGGAUCAAAGCUGUUUUCAGUGUGAAGGAAGAUGGGAAUGCUCUGGAGGGAGAGGAUGGCAUUUGGUUUGUGGGGAGGGGGCAG
This is a messenger RNA of Cinclus cinclus, 2442 nucleotides long. RefSeq names its product phosphatidylinositol transfer protein alpha (gene PITPNA). Gene Ontology annotation, cellular component: cytoplasm. Gene Ontology annotation, biological process: phospholipid transport. The record is from RefSeq and is a predicted model, not a curated record. Gene Ontology annotation, molecular function: phosphatidylcholine intramembrane carrier activity; phosphatidylcholine binding; phosphatidylinositol transfer activity. The transcript has 12 exons. Bases 10 to 825 code for a protein of 271 amino acids. NCBI's taxonomy places the organism in Eukaryota, Metazoa, Chordata, Aves, Passeriformes, Cinclidae.